AUGACGGACGUUGCCCACCACUCCACCCCAAGCAAGUCCAUAUUGGUUGCACCACACAAGAACGGCCAGAGCCUUUCCGUGAACACGGUGCCGUCAGUAACACAGGCGGGCAGCUAUGAAUUUGACAGGAUCAUCAGGGCCGGGGAGCUGCUCAAGCGGAGGAGGAAGACGAAGGUGCGUACUGCUUUCCCAAGACGCACGCGAGCAGCUGGCUGAGGGCACGUGCAGUCGUGGAAACCCAUCUACAUAGUCCUACGGCCCAAUUUACUGUCCAUCUACAAGGACAAGCAGGAAUCGAAGCUGCGACAUCAGAUCAACCUUUCCGAACUCACGGCAGUCGCACGACAGAAGGAUUCCAAGCGAAGAGAGAAACAUGUCUUCGCUCUCUUUUCCCCUUCGCGAAAUUACCACCUCGAAGCACAUUCGGACAAAGAGGCGCAAGAAUGGGUAGAAUGUAUUCGGAGAGAAGCCGGAAUGGACGAACAUGAAGAGGAGUUCGAAUUGGCCAGUCCGGGGGGCGCAUACACACCAUACAGCGGAUUCGAGCGGAGCAUAGACGCGAACAUCAGUCCCUCGGCGGAUGAACGAGCAGCAGGAUACAGCUCCUCUGACGCCGACGCAUUCUUCCCGAGCCAGUCCCUACCGAAGACACGAGAUCGUCGCAGUACGAACAUGAGUGCCAACAGAAGGACAUCGCAAUUGGAAUACUCGGGUGCCGACCACGGCUCGUAUUCGGACUUCUCAGACUGCUUCCCAGCGCGAAUGUCAGCACUGUCCCUUGCUCAUACUGAUGGACGUCCUUCAACGAGUAGCACUCAGACCCCUCAGGUCGGCUCAUUGCCCGCCUCAUCAAUCUACGGCCAAACGCCGAUCCGGCCUUCAAUCGGCAUCAGGAAUCCCAGUCAGAUGUCCGGACUGGCUCUAGGGGCUGAUGGGAAGCAGAGCUCGGUGGCCUCCGAUGAGCGAAUCGUAUGCCACGGCUGGAUAUACCUCCUGAAGUCGACUUCAGGCGUGCGACAGUGGAAGAAGGUGUGGAUGGUUCUGCGGCCGAAGCAACUCGCCAUUUACAAGAACGACGAAGAAUACACAGCACAGAUUAUCAUGCCAUUCGCCAGCAUAAUCGACGUCGUGGAAGUCGAUCCUAUAUCGAAGAGCAAGGUUUCUUGCAUGCAGAUCAUCAGCGAGGAGCGGAAUUAUCGAUUCUGCGCGACGGAUGAAGAGAGCCUGACGAAGUGGCUGGGUGCUUUCAAGAGCCUACUGUCGAAGCGCAAAGUGAAUAAAUCGACGCCGCCGCCGCCUGCACAUUCAUGACACUGACGACAUAUACCCCCUGCGAAUGCGUUUUCUGGAUCUUGUGUACAUAAUUCUCGGGAGAAUCUCAAGAGUUUGGCAUAUGUCUGAUCCGAGAUGGCUGCAAAGGACGAAGGAUGGAGACCAUUUGCUCAUUUCACCGAAUAGAUGAUACGAAUGUGAUUCUGCUGACUGGACAUAGUUGUCGCACCGGCCGUCCGGAGAGGUAUGAGAGCUACUGCAGGUACGCAUCGAAGCGACAUCAUCCUUGAAGUUUACUACCUCGGCUCUCAAGCAUCAAGCAUACCGCUCGAAGUAUUGCAGCUAUGGAUGAUAUUCCAUAGACUGGUUGCUACUGAUUGGCCCCCCAACGCUAUAACUCGCUCAUCGUCAAGCUGGAAUGGUCUGCGCACCCCCUCCACUCCAAAGACCUCCAUACUAACAGUGUCCUCGAGCCUCCUUCAAAGCAGAACCCCCUCAACGUCGGCCUCUGCGGUGCAGGCAUAGGCGGGCUCGCAGCAGCCAUUGCCAUCGCUCGAGCCGGCUGCAAUGUCACGGUUCUCGAAGCGGCUGCCGAACUAGGCGAAAUCGGAGCCGGGAUCCAAAUGACGCCGAACGUUUCCCGGCUUCUGAUCAAAUGGGGAGUAGCGGAUAUUAUUGGGGAUGAUCUGGUGCAGUGCAAGUAUAUCAACAUGAGAAGAAAAGAUGGGGAGGUUGUGCAGAGGACGGAGCUUCAUCCCAAGGUUGUGAGGGAGUUUGGGUUUCCGGUGCGUGCUUCAGCUUUGGUCCACAUCGAAGAGAGAAGAAAGAGCUAACAGGUAUUUAGUGGUGGAUGGUCCACCGCCAUCACCUGCAUACCGGACUCGCAGAGGGCGCGAGAAGACACGGCGUGAAAAUCAUCACAGACGCCCGCGUCACCAACAUCAACGACGCCACCACCCCCGUACAAGUCCAAACCUACAAAGGCGAUACUUACACUUUCGACCUCUUGAUCGGCAGCGACGGCCUGAAGAGCGUCGCCCGCAAACAUCUCUUCCCAGAAGUCGUCCCGAGAGCACCAACCAACAACGCAGCCUACCGCGCCGUCCUGCCCUACGAAUACGUCUACUCGCACGCCCCGUUGGCCCGCGAUUUCGGCAACGACAUCGACGUCUGGGCCUACGAAAAGGGAUACGUGAUCAUGUAUCCCAUCUCCGCCGGCAAGGACUGGAACGCCGUCAUGUCGCACUAUCGCGACGUCCCCGUAACCGACGUCGAAGACAACUGCUCGAUGGAGGAGAUGGUAGAGUACUUCAAAGAUAUCGAUCCCCGCUUAUUACAGAUUCUGCGCCUGGUGAAGGAAUCGAAACGUUGGCCGUUGCUUGUCACGGGUCCGUUGGAGAGCUGGUCGAAUGCGCAGAGGAAUGUCGUCUUGAUGGGCGAUGCGGCGCAUAGCAUGGUCAACCACCUCGCCCAGGGAGCGGCCACGAGUAUGGAAGACGGUGCUUUUCUGGGUCGCGUGCUCGGCGAAGUGGUCCACAACGUCCUGACCCUCCCGGAAGCGAUGGAUCUCUACGAGAAAACUCGCAUGCCGCGCGCCUGGGCGAAGCAGCAGGCCUCCUUCAUCAUGGGCGGCAUCUACAUGGCAGAAGAAGACGCGCGCGGCAACGCACGAGAUGCGAGUUCCCGCGCCUCCGUGCGGCAGACCACCGCCAUGGAAGAAGUCCGCAAUCUAGACAGCAAGCGAGCCAUCACGGGUCCGGAUGCCAAUUCGAAGUCUUGGAAUCUCUGGGGCGCGCCGGAGACGGUCCAGAGUAUCUUCUCGUACGAUGCCGAAGGUGAUGCGGAUUUCGCGGUGAUUCGGUAUUUGCAGGAGACGAGGCCGUGGGAUCGGGUUACGGGGGUUAGCUCUGGGUUGGAGAGGAAGUGGACGGGGUGGUAUUUGCCUGAGGAGGAGGUGGGGAGGAUUGCGAGGAGUCGGGGGGUGAAAUUGUGA
This is a messenger RNA of Lecanosticta acicola, 3265 nucleotides long. Lineage: Eukaryota; Fungi; Ascomycota; Dothideomycetes; Mycosphaerellales; Mycosphaerellaceae. The record is from the annotation of a GenBank genome assembly.